AUGCUACUGGUGUGGACUCUGCUCACAGCAUUUGGGUUAUUGGUGAACCUCAAAGCAGAACCCUGCAGCAAAGGGACCCUGUCCUCCAACCAGCAUCCCCUCAGCACCACAGAAAUCUGUGACAAAGGAAAUAUGACCACCAACACAGCUACUCAGGUCCAGCCUGGAACCAGCAUCACCCUCUCCUGCCAGCUGAGCCCUCUGCCAUACCCUCGGCAGUGCAGGACAGCGAUCUUCGUUAACAGCUCUCAAUUAAGUCUCAGUUAUGGUCGUUCAUCAAGCACCACAUUUCUGGUCCGUGCCUAUGGCAAGCACACCUUCACCUGCAAAGAAAUUUGUGACCCCGCCAAAAAACUCAUGUGUGGACUUGAUGUUGAAUCUGGAAAUCCUCCAGAUGAGCCACAGAAUGUGUCAUGUAUCCAGGAUGGGACAAAUGGCCACCCCACCUGCACCUGGGAUAAAGGGAGGCUCACCUACAUCAGCACAACCUACGUGGUACAGCUAUCAAACGGGACAGAUGUCUUCUGUUUUUCAGAAGGUGUGAAUCAGGAGGUUGGCUCUCUGGCUCUCAGCAAGUUGAGUUUUGACUCGAGGUACAAGGUUGUGGUUGUCGCCUCCAAUGAGCUAGGAAGUGCUUAUUCACAGCCCCUUGUCUUCAUGCCAAUAGACAUCGUGAAACCACACCCUCCCAACUUUUGGGUGGAAUUUGAGAAUUCUUCAGAGGCUGGCUGCACCUUCGUUUGGUCCAAUGAAACCCAAGAGAGGCACUGCAGGCUGAGAUACCGACCACUUAGCAAGCACUCCUGGAGCACGGUUGAGAGCUUGGACAGUGGGAACUGGAGUCUGUGUGGGCUGGAGCCUCACACAGCCUACGAGUUUCAGCUCAGCUGUAAAAUUCACCCUGAGCGAGGACUGUGGAGCAACUGGCACACAUACCAAGCCUGGCCUCCAGAAGCAGCCAUUUCCAACAUGAGUGGCCAGCCCUCACUGGACAUCCCUGACCUGCAGUCUGGCAACUACGUCCUGUGGGUGACAGCAUCAACAGCUGCUGGUGAGGGUCCCUCAGGCAACAGCGAGCUCCUCUGCUUGGAAAUGAACCUCUGCCAGGGUGCUGGGGACUGGUUGACUCUUGUGCUCACCUGCAGCUUCUUCAUCCUCUUAGCCUGUGUUUGUUCUUUGCCUCCAGUGAGGAAAGUAUUACACCAGCUCUUCUCCAUGCUGGUGCCCCAGUGGCAGAGCAAAGCCAUUCCAGAUCCAGCUAACGCUACGUGGGUGAAGAACCACACAGCUAUGAAGGCUGAGCUGAUGUUUCCCUCCAGCCUCUUCCUGCCUGACAUCAGCAGCUUUGAAGAGCCUGAAACAACCCAAGUGGAGGAAACCUUCCUGAAGAUAAACCUCCAGGACAAGCUCUUCUUAGGCAGCACUGGCAGGAGGGGCAAUGGUGACUGGCCAGCAGAGAGUGAUGGGGAGGUAGAUGAGCAGCAGCUUCCUCACCUCUACAAGAGGAUGGUGGUGGAGGUGAUGGAGCCAGCACAGACUGUUUCUGAGUACAUCACCAACCCCAUCACUGACAUGGCCACCACCUACUUACCACUGGUCCUGUGCACUCCUGAAGAGCUCCCUGAACGUGAAUGUGAGCCACUCUCCAUCUUCCCAACAGCUUCUUUGACACCUUCCUGUGGAGGGAACCUUACCUUGGAUCAGGUGAAAAUCAACUGCAGCUCUUUAAGAAGGUAAGAAGG
Messenger RNA from Dryobates pubescens (Downy woodpecker), 1742 nucleotides. It is a transcript of the gene IL12RB2, whose product is annotated as interleukin 12 receptor subunit beta 2. Gene Ontology annotation, molecular function: protein binding. The record is from RefSeq and is a predicted model, not a curated record. Bases 1 to 1737 code for a protein of 578 amino acids. NCBI's taxonomy places the organism in Eukaryota, Metazoa, Chordata, Aves, Piciformes, Picidae. The transcript is spliced from 11 exons.